Molecule: messenger RNA, 267 nt
Organism: Necator americanus (New World hookworm)
Lineage: Eukaryota; Metazoa; Nematoda; Chromadorea; Rhabditida; Ancylostomatidae
Exons: 1
Coding region: 1-267 (88 amino acids)
Source: RefSeq, a predicted model, not a curated record
AUGGAGUUUGAGAAGGCGUGGGAGGACAGGAACCCGCGGAAAGCCUACGCUCUACUAAAACAGUAUAGCGGCAAAAUGAAAAGAUGUUCCCAUGUCCUCAACACUGCUAAUGGGGCAGCUGUCGGUGAAGCAACCCUUCCAAUUUGGGAGGAACACUUCAAGACCUUGCUGAACCGGCUAGUGCCAUCAACUCCUGAACUCGAGCAUGUUCAUAGGCCGACAUAUGCGUUAACGAGGAGCCACCGACUGAGUCGGAGUCUGUAUUGA